GCCCCUCUAGCCUCUCCCGCCGUGCCCUCAGUGGUGGUGGGGAGGAGCGGAAGUCGGCCGCCGGGUCGCCGAGCUGCCGACGCCGGCGAGGGGAGCGCCGCGCAGAUUCUUAUUCAGUGGGUCUGGAGCCCAGGCCAAGACACUGCAUUUCGAGCAAGUUCCCAGCUCCUGCCAGCACUGGUCCCUGGACAGUAAGUGGUAGUGCAUUUCUGGCGGCUAAUUAGAGAAGGUGUCAGAUGGUGAUUACAGAAGAAUGUAGCACCGUGCAUCAGGUUCAGGGAGCAACACGAAGCUGCCGGACUGCUGCUGCAAGAAAGGCGACCAGCAUAUGACCUAACAGAGAGCUCUCAAGACCAAAUCAAGCAGAAGUUGGCUAGAAUCAAAAAUGAUGGAUCCGUGUUCCGUGGGAGUCCAGCUCCGUACCACGAAUGAGUGCCAUAAAACCUACUAUACUCGUCACACAGGUUUCAAGACUUUGCAGGAAUUGUCGUCAAAUGAUAUGCUUUUACUUCAGCUUAGAACUGGAAUGACACUUUCUGGGAACAAUACAAUUUGCUUCCAUCAUGCAAAAAUCUACAUUGACAGAUUUGAGGAUUUGCAGAAGUCAUGUUGUGACCCAUUUAACAUCCACAAAAAACUAGCCAAAAAGAAUUUGCAUGUAAUUGACUUAGAUGAUGCCACUUUUCUGAGUGCGAAAUUUGGUAGACAGCUUGUGCCCGGUUGGAAGCUCUGUCCGAAGUGCACACAGAUAAUCAACGGAAGUGUGGAUGUCGACUCUGAAGACCGGCAAAGGAGAAAGCCUGACUCAGACGGAAGAACUGCUAAAGCUUUGAGGUCGUUACAGUUUGCAAACCCAGGAAAGCAAACGGAGUUUGCUCCAGAAACUGGUAAAAGAGAGAAAAGAAGGCUUACAAAGAAUGCGCCCGCUGGCUCAGACAGACAGGUGAUACCAGCGAAGAGCAAAGUCUACGACGGCCAGGGCCUGCUGAUCCUCAGCGGCAUGGACCUCUGCGACUGCCUGGACGAGGACUGCCUUGGCUGCUUCUACGCCUGUCCCGCCUGCGGCUCCACCAAGUGCGGCGCCGAGUGUCGCUGCGACCGCAAGUGGCUGUAUGAGCAGAUCGAGAUUGAAGGAGGGGAGAUCAUUCAUAACAAACACGCUGGCUAAUCUGUGGCAUCAAGUUACGGAUCUUUGCAGGCCCUUCUCUGGUUCUAAAAUUCUUCCAUUCUCAGCUACAUUUUGAAGUUGAUUGCCCAGUGACAGAAAUUCGAAGACGCUGCAUGUCUCAGCGUGCGUUCAUUGCGUUUGGGGGCUUUAGCCUUCAUUAUUGGAUGUGAAUUCAGGUGGGCCCUUCCUCAGCAGUCAGCCCUAAGCCUGUCAGGGUCAAUGUAAAAAGUAGGCUCUAGGCAUUCCUCAGUUUGCACAGUUCCCCGUCCACAAGUCUCGAUGGCAGUGAUUUAGGUAAAUGACACCAGUGCCCUGAGAGCACAGUUCGAGUCUCAGCCACCACAGUGUAUGGACUGUAAUUACGUGACGUGCAAACCCCCUGCGGGCUCUUCCGUGUGCCGGUCACUGUGUGAGUAGCAGAUGUGCUUCAGGACCGGGACCAGUCCCGUCCUCCUCUCAGACUCUGCCGGUGAUGGGCCGCACCUCUGCUACUCAGCGUAUUCCCAGACAGCAAAGCACAGAGUGUGUUGUCUCUUUGUCACCCAUGUGACAUUUUACAAAAGUAGAUAAAACCUGGCCAAGAAAUAUGAAAGUGCAGCAAAGAAAUGAAAAAUGAUAGCGCCAGAAGGGAGAUUUGACCAAAACUGGAGGUGCGGAAGAAAUCGCUGACAUGGGGCUUUGGCCCUGCUGUCCUAGAGGCCCUGGCAGGGCAGCAGGGGGCUCAGGGAAGGCAGACUCACCAGCGGAAGGAGGGGAGUGGUGGUGAUGAAAAGGGUGAGCAUGUCCCAGAGGCCGUGAGGGUGAGACCCCCACAUUAGAGGGGUCGCAGAAAUGUCGCAGGCCUUGGUGGAAGCUCAUCCAGAGAUAAAGGAGCAUGACAGUUGGCCAUGGUACAGAAAAGACGCUAUGCAUUGUAGGUUAUUUCACCAAAACAGAAGGCAAGUGCUGUUCAAACUAGUCUUGAUUAGCUUUUUACAAUGAGAUAGCACUCCAAAUUCUCAGUGAUUCUAAUGUUUUAAGUUAUGUUGUCCUAAAAUACCUUUUACAAUUUUUUCAGUUUCUUUUACAUUUAUAACUGACAAUAAGAGUUUUUAAUAUUUGGACAGAUUUUUAAAACUCACAGAACAAUCAUAAUUUUCCCCAUUGAAGGUUAAGAUUGCUGUGAAUGGCCAUUUUUGUGGUCGCACGCUGCCCUGUAAGGAAGGAUGGCCUGUGGCUGAGAACAGUACCCACUUCCGGGAAAAUUAAUUUUGACGCAACUAAGUGGUUGAGUGUUAAACUAUUUUGGGGAUAAUCUACAUAUCAAAGCGCUAAAAUAUAUCAAUUCUCCCCACUUACUCUUCAAAAAUAAAUAUUUCAAUACUGUAAACCUUUUUCAUUGUUUCUAACAUGUAUUCUUGGUGAAAAUUUGUUCUUGGUGGUAAAAAUCUUACUCUUUCUCUAUAUAAAGCACAGAUAUACACACAAUACAUACACAGAUAUACAUUGUAUCUGUGAUACUGAAAUUUUAUAAAGUGUUGAUUAGGAUUAAAAGGACUAAAUAAAGCUCCUUAUGGGAGGAAUAAAUUUUUUUUAAAAGGUUGAGAAGCAGUAGCUGAGACAGUAUCAGUUAUCUGGAAGUUGAAUCUUGACGUUGGAGUUUGUACGGGUGCCGUUAGGAGGGUGGGGCCGAAUGAUCGCUUCUUCUCUUAUUUAAGACAGCUCCCUGUCGCUCUGUUUAAAAUCUUUCAUCACCUAGGACAUUGCCACUCAACUGGGGCUUUGUUUUCCCUGAAUAGAGUUUAAUCAACUGAACUUUCAACAAUUGGAAAUAUUUUGUAGCCAUUGAAACUGAAUUUAUAGAGCUGAUUUGAUUAAAUUGCCCAGUAGAGGUUGAUUUUUAUUCCUGUGCAUUUUGGUGUCUGUUUAAAAUGACUGGUUCUGCUUUGACGGAAUGCCAUUUUCAACAUGAAAUUAAAUGUCAUUUUUAAGUUAUAAUCGUUCACUGACGUUAUCAGAAGUACAGUUAAUCAAUUUUUUGAUCCAUGUGUUUCAACAGAGCACUAGCAAAAAGAAUAUUUUAGAUUUUUUUAAGGAUUGGCACUUGAGCUAACAACUAUUGCCAAUCUUCUUUUUUUUUUUUUUUUCAUUCUUCUUCCCACAGCCCCCCAGUAGAUAAUUGUGUAUUCUAGUCAUGAGCCUCUUGGCUGUGCUAUGUGGGAUGCUGCCUCAGUGUGGCCUGAUGAGCGGUGCCAUGUCCGCACCCAGGAUCCAAACCAGUGAAACCCUGGGCCACUGAAGCAGAGCGCAUGAACUUAACCACUCGGCCAUGGGGCCGGCCCCUAUUUUAGCCUUAUAUACUUAAAUCAAAUGCUAGAUUUUUUUUUUCUGAAUUAAGGAAGUAUUUUGUUACAGAGGAUACAAACACAGACUCCAGUUUUACCUGAACUUCCAGGAUCAUUGGACCUUUUCACUUGCCAUUGCUACCAUCAUUGCUGUUGCUUCUGAGUAUGAUUUAGUAUAUUGCUUAGUCUCUUCACAGGGACAAAUUAAAAUCUUAGAUUCUUUUGUUUAAAACAGGAAUAUCUUUUCAAUGGAAUAAAUGGCUUUAAAAUUCAAAUUGUUGUAGUUCAGCAUUCCUUAGAACAUUUCUCUGUUGUCUUUUUUGUUUCUUCGCAGGAAAGAUUGGCCCUGAGCGAACAUCUGUUGCCAGUCUUGCUCUUCUUUUUACCCCUCCCCAAAGCCCCAGUGCAUGGUUGUAUAGCCUCGUUGUAAAUCCUAGUUCUUGUGUGUGAGCCACUGUCACUGCACAGCCACUGACAGAUGGGUGGUGUGGUUCUGCGCCUGGGAAACAAACUCAGGCCACUAAACUGGUGAGAGCACAUCAGAGCUGGCUCAUUUCUCUUAGUUUUGAAAGAUGGUAGUAAUUAAGUUUUUCAAGGGAUAAUUUCUUGAAGAACAAUUUUGCUAAUAUUUGUUCAUUAUGCUUAUUUAGGAGAUCAAAUUUUUAAUGAGCAUGCAGAAUGUUUACAGAGAAAGGUAUAUCUGAUUUAGAGUAGGCUGUAAUAAAGCUGUGUUUUGGAAAAGUUAUAUCACAAGUCCACUUAGUGUUUUUAAUACAAAAUUACAGAAAUUUAGAAUACAAUUUAUAUUUUGCAAAAGUAUGAUGCAAGGUGGAUAAAUUGUUUUAGAAUGCUAUUAAUCUAAAAAGCAAAAAUAAAAGUUAAAUAAACGCUUAACUUCUGCUGUAUUGGGUCCUACCAGUGGAGAAGUCGAUGUAAGGGCACAAGCAUUGGUCUCGCACACUGUUGGUCACAAAUGCUAAAGUAAAAUGCAUGUAUAUAUUUGAAUAAAAUAAAUGGUAUCCCACGA
Molecule: messenger RNA, 4519 nt
Organism: Equus quagga
Lineage: Eukaryota; Metazoa; Chordata; Mammalia; Perissodactyla; Equidae
Gene: ARL14EP
Product: ADP ribosylation factor like GTPase 14 effector protein
Exons: 5
Coding region: 386-1168 (260 amino acids)
Cellular component (GO): intracellular membrane-bounded organelle
Source: RefSeq, a predicted model, not a curated record